This is a messenger RNA of Cryptosporidium muris RN66, 5205 nucleotides long. RefSeq lists its product as uncharacterized. The coding region runs from base 1 to 5205 and encodes 1734 amino acids. The record is from RefSeq and is a predicted model, not a curated record. NCBI's taxonomy places the organism in Eukaryota, Apicomplexa, Conoidasida, Eucoccidiorida, Cryptosporidiidae. The transcript has a single exon.
AUGACAAUCUCCAAAUUAUUCAAUAUCUUAUUUAUCGCUCUAUGUGGCAAAUUCUCUAGAGCUCAAGAUAUGAUGACAUUAAAGAGAGAAAUAUCUCCUCCAUUACUAUUUAAUCAAUCUAAUGAUUAUAUUCCAACUCAUCUAGGAUCAAUAAUAAUAAAUGAGACAAUUAUUGAUCAAGUUCCAUCUACCGUACCUAUGACUCUAAUAAAUUCUAGUAGUACAUUACAGGACACUUCAAGUGAUACUUGGAAAUUACUAGUUAAUAUUACAACUAAUCUAGAUCCUGAUACAAGUAAAAAUUACUUAAAACCAGUAACAAAAAUUAGAAAUGUUGCUAAAACUGUACCUGAUAUCCGAUCAUCAAUACUUAACUGCAUAAAUACUAUCAGAUCUGUAGAAGCUCAAAAUGCAGCAAAUAUGAAUAUGUUAGCUUGGGACUAUACAAUAGAAGGUUAUGCAACUCAUGUAGCUCAGCAUAUCUGCACAACAGGUAAUGUUGGAAAAAGUCCCAAUACCUGGCCUUUUAGAGGAGCUCCUGGAGAGCUUAUUGCUAUUUCACACAAAAUUAAUAGUACAAAUCCUGCUGAAUUAAUGGAUAAAGUUUGUGACUUAGUAUUGCAGUGGAAUAAUACGAGCUCAAGUUUACCAAAAAAUAUUGAUUUCUCAAAUCUAUUAUAUUGGGAUAUUGGAGACAGCUUUGAUUUAGCUGAGCCAUAUUUACAACUUGUAUUAGCCCAUGUAACAUUGGUAGGCUGUUCUUUUCAUACAGAUUGCCACAGUAAUAUAGGUAGUGUUGUUGUAUGUCAAUUUAGUGAUAAACCUUCAGCUUCUCAACCUCCAUAUGCAAACAUUCACAAGACCCUUGAAUUAACAGAACCUCAAAGACAGCCAUGUGGUAAAUGUGGUUUUGGGGCUAAGUGUUGUGCCCAGAAUUUAUGUGUUGGACGUGAUAUUGGAUCUAUGUGUCCAACAUGUACAUUCUCAGAGCCCUUAGAACCAAAUCAUAGUGAUGUAUCCUCUUGUUUUGAUAGUUAUUACCAACCAUGUAACCAAUCAAACUGUCCCGAGGCUUGCAUAGGUAAGCACCAGAUACCUGAUAAUCUACUAGUUAAUCAAUGUCUCUGUACAUCAAAACAAACAAUGGAAGAUAUGCUUCUAUUCCAACAACUCCCAGAGGAUCCCCAAAUUUUAUAUACAGAAGGGUGGCUCCAUAAAAAGUUUUAUUAUCAUGGUCUAUGCAGACCUCUUACAUCCUCAAAUCCUAACUUACAAUCUUACCCUCCAGUUGGUGGUAUUCAACAAGUAAUACCAAAUGAUACACAAGAAGAAAUUGAACAAACUAGUGGUGUGACAGUUGCAGCAGAUAGUAUACGUGCUGCAUUAAUUAAUUCUUUGAACUUAGCCCGCUCAUCACAACCUGCAGCAGAUAUGGCAAUUUUAGCAUGGGACUACACUUUAGAGGGGUAUGCAAGAUUACGUGCUCAGCAAUUAUGUGAAGAAAUCGAUACUAAUAUUACAUUAGGAAGUGCACAAAAUUACCCACCAUAUGUGCAAUGGCCAUUUAGAGGAGGUUCUGGUGAGACAAUAUUUAGAUACUCAGAAUCUGUUACUGUUCCGGAAGAUGCAGAUGAAUUCGAAUCUAUACAACUACAAUUAGGAUCACUUGAAACUGAAGAAUUAGUUAAUUUAGCUGUAAGUACAUGGGUAAAAGAAGGUGAGACCUUUGACUUUUAUUAUCCAGAAAAAAAUAUUGGUAAAGAUUUCACAAAUUUUAUAAUGGUUACACGUGCAGAGGCAACAGCUGUAGGAUGUGGAAUAAGCACUAACUGCAAAUACCAAAAUUCAAAAAGUGUUUUAGUAUGCCAAUUUAACUACCCAAAUAUCAAACAACUUAUACACCAACAAGAAUCAGCUUUACGUCGUAAGCUUUUAGAUAUGCAAAAUCAAUUUGAUUUACCAUUUUUACAUAUUUAUGCGGAUCCAUAUCUCCUCCUACAACAACGUAGACCUUGUGGUAGAUGUAGACGUGGAGCAACAUGUUGUGAGAAUAACCUUUGUGUUGGUGUAGAUAUUUCUCAAUCAAGUCUAACAUUUGUACCUCCUAUGCUUGAGAACAACCCUAUUGGGGGAUGCAGAUCUGCAUUUGUUCGCCCCUGUAAUAAAUUGAAAUGUGAAAUUAAUUGUAUGUCAUCUAGUACUUCUUUUUUAUCCCAUCAAUGCUUUUGUGUAAGCCCCGAAAAUAUUAGUAAGUUGGGAUUUGCUAGUCGGGAAGCCUUAAAUCUUAAUCAGACACUUAUACAUAGCCUUAUUGGAAAUAACCAAACUGCAGACUCUAAUCAAACAUUAUUACAAAUACUGGAUAAUAUGAUUAGUUACAAUCAAACUUUAGUUGGGUCUAAUAUUACAUUUACUAAUUUGUUAGAUGAUUCUAUGAGAUUAUCCUUAGAUUCAUCAGAUAACUCUAUGAGAAUGUUACUUGCAGAUGCAAUUUCAACACCUCAUCCUGUUGCAACUUAUGGAUAUAUUUUUGGUUUUAUUCAAUCUCAUGGACUUUGUCUAACAAUACCUGGUUAUCAAACAGAAUAUGGUGAAAGUGUAAUAACUGCUAUUGAUAAUAAUAUUACAGUUAUAAAUGAUAGAAUGAGUUAUUCAUCUGAAUUAGACGAUAUACCACUUCUUACAGGAGAUUUUGAUGAAUUUAUAGAUUCAGAUAAUAAUUCCCAAAUACCCCAAGAUAUCACAGAUAAUUUCCGUCAAGAAUUUCUCAUAGCUCUUAAUAGCUUUAGAAGUGUUAUAGGAGCAUAUGCUACUGAUAUGAAUAAAUUAGCUUAUGAUUUUACAAUGGAAGGUAUAGCAAAAUCAAUUGCAAGACAAUGCCAAUUAGCCUCUUUAGGUAACAGUUUUGAUAUUCCUGGAGUACCUCCACUUACAUAUUUAUCUGCAGCUAAUGAAACACUUAUCCCAAAUAAUAUAGCAUCUAUUGUAGCCAGUUGGGCAAAACCUCUUAUAACUUCUAUUGAAAGUGUAGAAUCUCAAAAUUUCAAAAAUACUUUAUUGAAAUCUGCCUCUUCAUUUACAGAAUCUGCUCGUCAACUUUUCAGUGCUCACGCUUCUGGUGUAGGAUGUUCUGUUAUAACAAAUUGUCCAGAAAACCGAUAUUUUGUAGUUUGUCAAUUUAAUUAUAUAGAUCGAAGUGCAAUUCCUUUCAAACCUACAGAGGAUGGUUUAAAUAUUCCUAAACAACCAUGUAGUUGUUGUGGCUCUUUAGCAUCAUGCUGUGAAAAUAAUCUUUGUGUAGGAGGUAAUAGUCAGGCUCAAGAUUACUCACAAUGUUUAAAAUUGAAACCUAGUAAUUUAACAAAUACAACUUGUAGUUCUUCAUUCUUCAAACCAUGUAAAGAUCUAGGUUGUGAGGGUCAGUGUCUAAAACCUCUGGAACAAGAUGAUCAUUUUUAUGAUCAUUAUAUAUUUAAUCAGUGUACUUGUAGUCCAAAAGGAGCUGGAUUAGCUCCUCAAUCUGGUCUUCUUCAACAUGGAAAAGCUCUCAUUAGAGGAUCAUGUGUAUCAGUAAAUACUACUUCUCUAAAUUCCCCAAGUAUACUUACAACUAUAGAUAAUUUAUUAGAUAUCCCAUUAAUAUCAAAUUCUAGAAAUGGAAAUUCAAAAUCUCAAUCACUUUCUAAUGCAAUUAAGGAUCAUUUAAGGAAUCAGCUUGUGAUUCUUGAUGGAAGACCUCUACUCCUUGCCUUAAAUGAACAACGUAGUAAACUAGGUAUUAACUCCGCUAAUAUGAAUAUAUUAAAAUGGGAUUAUUCAAUACAAGGAUAUGCUCAAAAUUGGGCUAUGGUAUGUCUUGCUGGAAAGAAUAACAAUAGUCCUUUUGAAUUUCCUUAUAGAGGUGGAGAAAGUGAAGUAGUCUUUGCAUCUGCACCAAAUGAAACUUACAAUCCAUUUACAUCUCCAAUUGAAGUUGUUCAAAAUUGGUUCUCUGGAAAAGAUUCAUAUGAACAAUUUAUUGAACAAACUCAUAAAUUUAUUGAUAUAGAAGAUAAUAAACAAAUUAAUAUCAAAGUAAAUAAUAAUUUAGGAAUUACUCCAAGUAUCCUUAAUUAUCUAACUGUAGCCCAAGCAAGUUCAACUUCUGUAGGUUGUGCAGUUGUUGAAGGAUGUCCUAAUGCAGGAUUUAUUAUUGUAUGCCAAUUUGAUUCAGCAGUUAAUCUAAAUAAACCUCCUUUCAUUAAUAUUCAUAAUAAUACAUCUUUGACCGAAUUACAAGCUCAUCCUUGUGGUAAAUGUAUAUCUGGCUCUACUUGUUGUUUUAAUAAUAUGUGUGUUGGAUUUAAUCAAAAUUCAAAUAAAUUCUCAGCUCCUCUUCUUACAAAACUCUCUUCAAAUUAUCAAUGUCUCAUUUCUAUCUCAAAAAAUUGCAAUGCAGGUUUUUGUAAAAAGAGAUGUAUUCCUCAAAUUACUAUAGAAGAAUCAAUGCGUAUUCCUCUUUUUAAUACUUCAUCAUUCCAAUUCAUGAUUAAUCAAUGUCAAUGUAUUCCUAAUAAUUUCAUUGGAAGUCCAAUAGAUGCAUGGACAAUUGGACUUGUUCAUAGAAAUGGUCAGUGUGAACAUGUUUUAGGUUUUAAUUCAGAUAUUGUUAAAACUCAAUUAGAUUAUAUUAAAACUGUUGUUAAUAAGGUAAAAUCUCUUGAUUAUCUACCUACUUUAGUAGAUUACCCAACAAAUAACUCUCAAUAUCUAGUAACUAAUGGAAUAUUAUCUGAAUCAUGUAAAAUUGCAAUUAAAAGUUCAGGAUUAACCUUAAAAUGUGUAAUUGAUCCUCUUAAUUGUGGAUCUAGUGUAAGUUGUUACACUUUUCCUAAUAAUCCAGGUUGUUAUUGCAAUACUGACCCUCAAUCACCACAAUGUAAAGCUCUAACUAUUUGUAGAAGAGAUUUGGUUCCUAAUAUUAAGGCAAUACAAGCUAAUUGUGUAGGAAAAAAUGUGUUAAAUUUUGGUUGUCCAUGUUCUACUAAUAUAUUCAGUAUUGAAUGUGGAUGUUAUGUUGAUCCCCUUAAUCCAGGAUGUCCUUGUGAUAAAGAUAGUAAAUCACUUGUAUGUCAAGAUCUACUUAGAACAAGUAGUGUAGCCUUAAAAAAAGUUACUCAUAUUUUAAGUGAAGCUACAAAAACUGGUAGAAUAUUAAGAGGUUAA